Messenger RNA from Glossina fuscipes, 1600 nucleotides. It is a transcript of the gene Naxd, whose product is annotated as ATP-dependent (S)-NAD(P)H-hydrate dehydratase. Gene Ontology annotation, molecular function: ATP-dependent NAD(P)H-hydrate dehydratase activity. Gene Ontology annotation, biological process: metabolite repair. The coding region runs from base 333 to 1370 and encodes 345 amino acids. The record is from RefSeq and is a predicted model, not a curated record. The transcript has 2 exons. Lineage: Eukaryota; Metazoa; Arthropoda; Insecta; Diptera; Glossinidae.
CAAAUGUACAAUUAAAAUGCGAAAUAUGGUAAUACGAUCAAGUAUCCACGUAAAUUCCAUAAGUGGUAUUUAAUUUUGAACAAAUAACUACUAUCUUUUACAACCAAGCACAUGUUUCUCUUAUUUUAUUUCGAUUAUAAGUUGCUGCACGUUUUUAAUAUUUGAUAAAAGAAAUUGAUUAUUCCGUGUUUCAUUGAUUUAUUUUUGUUCGUUUUUAUUUUCGUUGUAAGCUGGAUUAGUGCAGGCUUUAUAUUAAGAUUGCGAGGCAUUUUUACGGAAAAUGUAAAAAUUUAAUUUUAAAAAACACAGUGUCACAUAUUUUUAAAGAAAAUAUGCACUCAACUUUUAUACGAUCAAAUCCCAGAGUCAACAUUUAUUUGUUAUCGCAAUUAAAGUGUCAUCCAAGUCCAACUGUAAAUGAUAAUUGCACUAUAAGCAGUCAUUCAAAAAUGUCCAACAAUCGCAGCUCCAUUGAGAUACCAGUAGAGACGCAGAAACUCUUGAAACUUCUUCGAACAACAGUGCCGAAAUUAACAAAUACCAAGCAUAAAGGUGAAUAUGGGCGGAUUGGAGUGGUAGGUGGCUCGUUAGAGUAUACCGGCGCACCAUAUUUUGCUGCCAUUUCAGCCCUAAAAGCUGGGGCCGAUCUGGCCCAUGUCUUUUGUCAACGCGAAGCCGCAGUAGUAAUAAAAUCAUAUAGCCCUGAAUUAAUAGUUCAUCCUUUAUUGGAUGCGGCUAAUGCGGUAGAAUUAAUAUCUCCUUGGUUAGAGAGAUUACAUGUAGUGAUUAUAGGUCCUGGUCUGGGACGUGAGCCUGAAACUCAAAAGACUGUUAUCGAACUUAUUAAAGUCUGCCUCAAACAAGAAAAGCCUUUAGUUAUUGAUGCUGACGGCUUGGCCUUACUUAUAGAUCGUUUGGAUUUGAUACAAGGUCAACGCAAUAUUAUACUUACCCCAAACGCCAUAGAAUUUCAACGUUUAUUUAGGCCAAAUACAGGCGAAAAGUCGAAUUACGAUCGCAUAUCCAAAUUAGGCAGCGGAAUAGUAGUUUUGGAAAAAGGUGCCAUUGAUCGCAUACAUAUACCUCACACUUCAGAAAUAUAUGGCCUACCUCCUGGAGGCUCGGGUCGUCGUUGCGGUGGUCAAGGAGAUUUGUUAUGCGGAACGUUGGCAGUGUUUUACUAUUGGACUCUCGAAUCGAGACAAGCUAAUCCUGCAUUUCUGGCUGCUUUCGCCGCUAGCUAUUUAGUUAAGGAGUGUAAUGCAAGUGCUUUUCAUAAACUUGGUCGCGGUAUGCUGGCCAGCGAUAUGAUCGAUGAAAUACCUCCCGUAUUUGCGAGAAUUUUCGAACCCACUGAAGGGGCUUGUUAAAAUUCUUAUCACUUGAGUAUUCAUUUCAAACGUUACAACGUAAAUGUACCGAUUUUAACUAAAACAAUAAUUAUCUCAUAGGGCUAGAUUUCCUUUUUCUGAACAAUUUACAUACUUAUUAACUUGAUCCGUGUUACUUGAAUUAUUAGCGAAAAACUACCUAAACAAAUGUGAUCUAUAAAAUUUUUUUAGAUAGGAUUUGCCGAAUACCAUAUUUUGAAUUUAAAAAA